CCGGCGCCGGCGUUCUCGCGAGACUCACGCAGGUUCCCACGCCUGCCGCUGUUGUGUCUGACGGACGGGAGAGCCCGGCGCGUGAGGGGGUGGCGCGCGCUCCGCGUGUGCGCUCUAUGGGCCCACGCACGCGCGCUCUCUGGCCGGGCCGCCGCGCUCUCGCGAGACUAGGAGUUUUGGCGAGAGUUUGUGGAAGAUGGCGCCUGUUGUGACAGGGAAAUUUGGUGAGCGACCACAACCUAAACGCCUCACCAGGGAAGCUAUGCGAAACUAUUUGAAGGAGAGGGGUGAUCAAACAGUACUAAUCCUCCAUGCAAAAGUUGCACAGAAGUCGUAUGGAAAUGAAAAAAGGUUCUUUUGCCCCCCUCCAUGCGUGUAUCUUAUGGGUAGUGGAUGGAAGAAAAAAAAAGAACAAAUGGAACGGGAUGGUUGCUCUGAGCAAGAGUCACAACCAUGCGCUUUCAUUGGAAUAGGAAACAGCGACCAAGAAAUGCAGCAGCUAAACUUGGAAGGAAAGAACUAUUGCACAGCCAAAACAUUGUACAUAUCUGACUCAGACAAGAGAAAGCACUUCAUGUUAUCGGUAAAAAUGUUCUAUGGCAAUAGUGAUGACAUCGGUGUGUUCCUCAGUAAACGGAUCAAAGUCAUCUCCAAACCUUCUAAAAAGAAACAGUCACUGAAAAAUGCAGACUUAUGUAUUGCAUCAGGGACAAAAGUGGCACUAUUUAAUAGACUUCGAUCCCAAACAGUUAGCACACGAUACUUGCACGUAGAAGGAGGUAAUUUCCAUGCCAGUUCACAACAGUGGGGAGCAUUUUACAUUCAUCUCUUGGACGAUGAUGAAUCGGAGGGAGAAGAAUUCACAGUGCGUGAUGGCUACAUUCAUUAUGGACAGACUGUCAAACUUGUGUGCUCAGUUACUGGCAUGGCACUCCCAAGACUGAUCAUUCGAAAAGUGGAUAAACAGACAGCGUUAUUGGAUGCAGAUGAUCCAGUAUCACAGCUCCAUAAAUGUGCGUUCUACCUUAAAGAUACUGAGAGAAUGUACUUGUGCCUUUCCCAGGAGAGAAUAAUCCAGUUUCAAGCCACUCCAUGCCCAAAGGAACCAAAUAAAGAGAUGAUUAAUGAUGGAGCUUCUUGGACAAUCAUUAGUACAGAUAAAGCAGAGUAUACAUUUUAUGAGGGGAUGGGACCGGUGCAUGCUCCAGUAACACCUGUGCCUGUUGUAGAAAGUCUUCAGUUGAAUGGUGGUGGGGAUGUAGCAAUGCUGGAACUUACAGGACAGAAUUUCACUCCAAAUUUACGUGUGUGGUUUGGGGAUGUGGAGGCUGAAACCAUGUACAGAUGUGCAGAGAGCAUGCUGUGUGUCGUUCCAGACAUUUCUGCAUUCCGAGAGGGUUGGAGGUGGGUCCGUCAGCCAGUCCAAGUUCCAGUAACUUUAGUCCGUAAUGAUGGCAUAAUCUACUCUACCAGCCUUACCUUUACAUAUACACCAGAGCCAGGGCCACGACCACAUUGCAGUGCUGCUGGAGCAAUUCUCAGAGCCAACUCAAGCCUCAUGGCUUCCAGUGAAACAAAUACAAACAGCGAGGGAAGUUACACAAAUGCCAGCACAAAUCCAACCAACGUCACAUCAUCUACGGCAACAGUAGUUUCUUAACUACUGUUGUUUGUCUGGACUUUAAUUGACUCUCACAUGCUACAGGCAAGAAAAUGGAACAAUUUUUGUAGUUUCAUGGGAAAACACCUUUCCAUUCUAAGUGAUAUUAUUUGAACUAUGUUACCUGCAAGUGCUCAUCUUAAAAAAAUAAGAAGCCACAAUAAAAAAAUACAUCUGAAAUGUAAGAACUUUAUUGAAAAUAUAUUUUUCAGCUGUUUUUUUAAUGGGCAAGAAAUAGAAGUGUGGCUGGGAUACAAGUUAAGCAAACUAGAAAA
Molecule: messenger RNA, 1935 nt
Organism: Gavialis gangeticus (Gharial)
Lineage: Eukaryota; Metazoa; Chordata; Crocodylia; Gavialidae
Gene: RBPJ
Product: recombination signal binding protein for immunoglobulin kappa J region
Exons: 11
Coding region: 197-1660 (487 amino acids)
Biological process (GO): Notch signaling pathway; regulation of transcription by RNA polymerase II
Cellular component (GO): MAML1-RBP-Jkappa- ICN1 complex; nucleus
Molecular function (GO): RNA polymerase II cis-regulatory region sequence-specific DNA binding; DNA-binding transcription activator activity, RNA polymerase II-specific
Source: RefSeq, a predicted model, not a curated record